CCCCCGGGCCGGAACCCCCGCGGGGGACAGAAAGUAGCUAAGCAGAAGGGGUUCCUUCACCGAAACCCACCAGGACGGUCCGCGGCAGAUAGGGACUUCUCGACCCAGAAAGGGGGAGCCCCGUCUGCCGCAUCGGUCCCUCCGAUGGAGGAUCUCGGCCCCGGACACGCUGACGCACAGCGGCUUCCGGACCCGGAUUGCCCCCAGGAAUCUGAUCAGAAAUGUUCGCCAGCGGCCAACAGUCGACAGACCCCAACCGGAACCGGAGUCGACAAGGGACUCCGGGGUUCCGACACCCGAGGCGAUGCCGCGGAUGCUCGAGCCCACCGGGGGUUGAAGGGCCCAUCGGGUUCAUCCGAUGGGCACCCCUUAACCGCGCAUGGAAGGCUCUAUCCCGACAUGGAAAACGAAGGGCAAAGCGUGGGCUUCGACACCGCCGCUGGGGAGUUUCGCGAGGUUCACGGCCGGGGCCGACCGAGCAACCAGUUCACGAACCAAACCCGUCUGCGGGGUUGA
Molecule: messenger RNA, 516 nt
Organism: Histoplasma mississippiense
Lineage: Eukaryota; Fungi; Ascomycota; Eurotiomycetes; Onygenales; Ajellomycetaceae
Exons: 2
Source: RefSeq, a predicted model, not a curated record